Thunnus maccoyii (southern bluefin tuna) is the source of this 1146-nucleotide messenger RNA. Its product is annotated as extensin-3-like. The record is from RefSeq and is a predicted model, not a curated record. The coding region runs from base 136 to 657 and encodes 173 amino acids. The transcript is spliced from 2 exons. Lineage: Eukaryota; Metazoa; Chordata; Actinopteri; Scombriformes; Scombridae.
UAGCUUGCCAAGCUUCAGUCAGAGCGUUUCACUCCACCAUUUCAGUCACAGUAUUCCUUCUAGGAUAACGUACAUGUGAGCAAAGGUGGUUCAUCAUUGAUUUCCAAGGUGACGACCUCUGACUCCCCAGAUGAAAUGGUGACCUCUGAGCCCACUACUGCUCAUACUGCAUCAGCCACAGCGGAGCUCGGCAGCAGUGGCCGAACCCAAAGCCUUCCAGAAACUAGCAACAGCACGCCCCUGGACGUACGAAACCCGCUGCCGCUGGACUCUCCUCCUCCUCCAACCCCUCCUCUUCCUCCUCCUCCACCUCUUGCCACAGACAGUCCUGAUCUCCCACCCUUGUCGCCCCCUCCCCUGCCCCCGCCGCUGCCAUCCAAACCUUCUUCUACUUCCAGUCCUCCUCCCCCAACACCACCUCGCAUUAAGAGCCCCCAGCGUCCAACCGCCCUCAACCUAAAGACGCUGCCACGGCCCACCGUGAAAGAGAACGGCGGCCCCCCACCUGGGGAAGACGAGGAGGAGGAGGAGAAGAAGAUGCUGGAGGAGGAUCUCAAGAAAUGCAUUGAGGACUUCAAAAGGAUCCGCAUGCCCAAAGCGUUUCCAGAUCGCAAAAGGCACUGGCAAAGUGACUUGCUCAAGAAGUACAACGCGUAGAGAGCUUUGCUGCGACACCAUGGUGGACAAACUUCAAUCUGAGUAUUUUAUAAUAAUGAAGGGAACAUCAUGAGCAGUGGACUCCAGCUUUAUUUCAAUGAUGCUUGGAUACAAAUUAUGUGAAGACUGUUGGCGAGUUUACUUUAACCUCUACAUUAGUAGCUUUUGCAUGUCAACAGAAAUUAUUUGACUUGAUUGUUUAGUGCUUAGGGCUGAGCUAAUCUAGCAAUCACACAUAAAGAUUAUAACUCUGAGAAUUGUCUUUUCCCAUCAUAGAAAACAAUACCGCUUUAGAGACUGUUAGUGACACUUCUUUGUUCCAAAGUUAUUUGGAAAUAUUAAUAAAUAUUUUGAAUCAUUUUCUUUUCACUCAGUCGAAGGAUAAUAUUGUAAUGUCAUUAAUUGCCAUGUGCACUGAUCAAGCAACUGGAAAAUGUAAGCUAAGUGUGAAAUUUUAGGCGUUUGACCUUGCUGAUGCAAAAUAAAAGA